Messenger RNA from Guyanagaster necrorhizus, 1122 nucleotides. Its product is annotated as glycerol dehydrogenase. The transcript is spliced from 6 exons. NCBI's taxonomy places the organism in Eukaryota, Fungi, Basidiomycota, Agaricomycetes, Agaricales, Physalacriaceae. The record is from RefSeq and is a predicted model, not a curated record. Gene Ontology annotation, molecular function: oxidoreductase activity, acting on CH-OH group of donors; metal ion binding. Bases 1 to 1122 code for a protein of 373 amino acids.
AUGAAGAAUACGGUUACCGAAAAACUCUUCCAGUCACCGUCAAAGUACAUACAAGGCCCCUCUGCUAUCAAGAAUGCACCGCUGUAUCUGGGAAGGCUGGGCAAGACAGCACUGUUAAUUGCCGAUGAUUUGGUGUACAAGAUCGCUGGAACAGCGUUGACGACAGCAUUGGAGGAGGCCAAAAUGACAGUCCUGUAUGCUAGGUUCAACGGGGAAGCCUCGGUUCAAGAGAUCACCCGAGUACAGGAUAUUGGUGAGCAGGGCAAGGCUGAAUUCGUCAUUGCUCUCGGAGGAGGCAAGACCAUCGACACUGCCAAAGCCGUCGCCGACAAGCUGGGCGUUCCUUCUGCCAUCCUCCCAACAACAGCUUCUACAGAUGCACCUUGCUCUGCCCUCAGUGUCCUGUAUACUCCGAACGGCGAAUUUGAUCAGUAUUCUUUCUUCCUUGCGAACCCUACCGUCGUACUGGUGGAUACAUCUAUUGUUGCAAAUGCUCCUGCUCGGUUCCUGAGCGCGGGUAUGGGUGAUGCAUUGGCGACACAUGUCGAGGCCCGUGAGACAAGGAAUAGCACCAAUUUUGGUGGUGGCCUUCCGACGCUCGUGUCAAGUGCUAUCACUUCCAAGUGCGAGGAGAUUCUCUUCAAAUAUGGAAAACUCGCGUACGAGGCGAACAAGGUCGGCGCGAUUACCCCUGCCUUGGAGGCCGUCGUUGAAGCAAACACAUUACUUUCUGGGCUCGGCUUUGAAAGUGGCGGUUUGGCUGCUGCCCAUGCGAUUCACAACGGUCUCACCGCACUUGAAGGCACGCAUCAUCUCAUGCACGGCGAGAAAGUUAACUUUGGUACGAUCUGUCAGCUUAUCUUAUCCAACACGCCUCAUGAGGAGAUGGAUCGGUAUCUCGAGUUUAUGAUCUCUGUUGACUUGCCCAUCACUCUGGAGCAACUUGGAGCCAAGGACGCGACUAACGAGCAGCUAAAAAAGGUAGCGGAGCUCUCAUGCUCAGAAAACGAGACCAUCUGGAAUUUGGAUCGAGUAAUUAACGUGGAUGUUGUCUUUCAUACGAUCAAGGGCGCAGACGCUAUUGGGAGGAGUUUCUUGAAGAAAAAAGGGCUGUUGGCGUAG